Messenger RNA from Phalaenopsis equestris, 1144 nucleotides. RefSeq names its product 14-3-3-like protein GF14 kappa. Lineage: Eukaryota; Viridiplantae; Streptophyta; Magnoliopsida; Asparagales; Orchidaceae. The record is from RefSeq and is a predicted model, not a curated record. Gene Ontology annotation, biological process: signal transduction. The transcript has 4 exons. Gene Ontology annotation, cellular component: cytoplasm. Bases 141 to 890 code for a protein of 249 amino acids.
CUCCGCCUCAGAUCGGAAAAUUUUGAGAAAAACGCGGAUAUAGUGUGAAGCAACGGCAAGAGGACCAACGAACGUUUCUCUCUCUCUUCCCCGUGUUCGUACUUCACUUGCCGUGCCCUCGAUCCUCUUCGUUGGCGACGAUGGUGAGCAGCGCGCUAACUCGUGAACAGUAUGUCUACCUGGCGAAGCUUGCCGAGCAGGCGGAGCGGUAUGACGAGAUGGCCCGAUUCAUGGAGGAUAUGGUAAAGCUCACACCUGCUUUUGGAGAGUUCACGGUGGAGGAGCGCAACCUCUUCUCCGUGGCCUACAAGAACCUCGUCGGCGCGCGCCGCGCUGCUUGGCGGAUCGUUUCCUCUAUUGAGCAGAAGGAGGAGAACCGCCGCAACGAUGACCAUGCGGCUCUCGUCAAGGACUACCGCGCGCGUAUUGAAACCGAGCUCUCCGGUGUUUGCGGUGGGAUCCUCUCUCUGCUAGACUCCCACCUUAUCCCUUCCGCUGCCUCCAGCGAGUCCAAGGUCUUCUACCUCAAAAUGAAGGGGGAUUACCACCGUUAUCUCGCUGAGUUCAAAACCGGGGACGAGCGCAAGGCUGCUGCAGACAGCACUAUGGCUGCUUACAAGGAGGCACAGGAUAUCGCUCUUUCACAACUUGCACCAACUCAUCCAAUAAGGCUAGGUCUGGCUCUGAAUUUCUCUGUGUACUACUAUGAGAUCCUUAAUUCAUCAGAGAAAGCUUGUGGCAUGGCUAAGCAGGCAUUCGAGGAGGCAAUUGCAGAACUGGAUAGCCUGGGCGAGGAGUCUUACAAAGACAGCACACUUAUCAUGCAAUUAUUGCGUGAUAAUCUCACUCUCUGGACUUCCGAUGCUCAGGAUCAGAUAGACGAAGCUUAGGUUGAGGUAGCGAUAAUGGAGCUGUUGUAAGGGGAGGUGGACCGUAAUGUCAUUUGCCUGUAAGCACAUAAGCUACCAAACCUAUGAUUUAUGUGAUAAAUGGUCUCUUAACUAUAUUUACGUGUUGUUCUUUGUCUCUGCUUAGGUAUUUAGGUUAUUUAUCAUUAUUAUAGGAGGAUAAAUUGUUGACUCCAGAAAAAUACAGUUGUGAUCGAAGCUGCAAUACCAGUAGUGAUUAUUUCAUAUAUAUUUAC